AGCCAUUUUAUUAUCAAAACAGUAAAAAAAAAAGUGCAGCAGGUGCGUCGCUUUCUCCCCCUCGCACAGAGACAAUAGCGAUUUACACAACAUUUAUAUUUUUAUUCAUAUCGAACGAACGAUGGGUCAGUGUGGGAUUACGUCAUCCAAAACCGUCCUGGUUUUCCUCAAUCUCAUAUUUUGGGCGGCAGCAGGCAUUUUGUGCUAUAUCGGCGCCUACGUGUUCAUCACCUAUGAUGACUACGACCACUUCUUUGAGGACGUUUACACUCUGAUCCCAGCCAUCGUCAUCAUCGCCGUGGGCACGCUUCUCUUCGUCAUCGGUCUGAUUGGCUGCUGUGCCACCAUACGCGAAAGCUCCUGCGGCCUGGCCACCUUUGCUGCCAUCUUGCUGCUGGUGUUUGUAACAGAAUGUGUGGUGGUGGUUCUGGGCUACAUCUACAGAGCCAAAGUUGAAGAUGAGGUGAACCACUCCAUCCAGAAGGUGUACAAUGAGUAUAACGGCACCAACACGGACGCUCCCAGUCGCGCUAUUGACUAUGUGCAGCGACAGCUUCACUGCUGCGGUAUUCACAACUACUCGGACUGGAGGAAAACUCGCUGGUUCAAAGAGUCCAAAAACAACAGCGUCCCUGUCAGCUGCUGCCAACCCAACAUCAGCAACUGCACCGGCACCCUCACCCGACCGGCAGACUUAUACCAAGAGGGUUGUGAAGCUCUGGUUGUGAAGAAGUUAAAGGAGAUCAUGAUGUAUGUCAUUUGGGCUGCGCUAACUUUUGCAUCAAUACAGAUGCUCGGCAUGCUCUGCGCUUGCGUGGUGCUCUGUAGGCGGAGUCACGACCCAGCGUACGAACUGCUGGUCACCACCAACAGCUACGCUUGAAGGACUCGCGUGGCCAGCAUUGCAAGGCGAGCAUCACCAUGUCAUGCAACGGUAGUUCUAAAUUUAAGCUUAGGUAUAUAAACUCAAGCACACCUUGCACAAUCCAAUGAAGUAGCAAACACUGAUGAUGUGAUCCCAACACAAGGAACCGCCUAUUUAUUCUUAAUACUGACAUGCUUUGUGAGCUUUUUUAUGUUCUUUUCCUGAAUGAUUUAAAAAGUUUGGCGUAUGAAUGGCUAUCAGCAUUAGUUCGUCAUUUAAAAAUAAAAUUAGGUCAUUUAGUCAGAAUAACCCAAAAUAAAUAAAUAGGGUUAAGUCAUCGUUGGAAAUGUAUGAGGGUGGGGCAAAUGAGUACUCUGAAUAUAAAAUUCAAUAUCAACGCCAAAAACUUUAUAUAUACUGUAUGUCGCUCCAGAGUGUAAGUCACACCAGUCAAAAAAAUGCAUAAUGAAUAAGAAAAAAACCCACAUAGACGCCACUCCGGAGUAUGUCACUUUUUAUGCCAAAAUCCAGUGCAUUUGACAGCGCAGAUGGAAACAGUUUAAGCGGGAGCUGCUGAUUGCUUUAUAACAUAGGCUGCGUUCAUAAAUUGAUGUGAGCCCAAGCGCUCUGCCUCUCCGGACUCACACGCUCCUAAAAUUGUGUUAAAGCAUUUGAGUGAAUUUUUGGCCAGCAGAGGAGAAAGACAAAAUGAAACAAAACACUAUCUUAAAUAACUUUAAUACAUCCAGUAGGGAGCCAGUCACCAUGAGGGCUAGCACUAGCAGCUAAUGUCAUUGGUCGAGUCUUCGACCUUCUGACUCUGCAUAACAGCCCUUGGUGAGUCCAUCCUCCUUUGGGACCCACGUAGAAUCAAAAGUAAACUCGCUGAACAAAGCGGAGCAACAUUAAAUGCAAUUUUUCUUUUCCACAAUUUGCCGUGUUGGGGGUGAUUGAGAUGCCCGUAUUCUGAACUGCAGCUUCAUCCUUUUGUACAAAAUCCUACUAAAUAUGUGUGAGAUAUGGGUGUGCGUGGUAAUGUUUUUCCUGAUGUGCUACUUUGUACUGUGAUUGGAGCUUUGAAGACAUUUUGUGUUUUUUUUUAAUGCAAAUCAAACAAAAACCAAUAGUGGGGUUUUUUUUAGCAGUGAAGCUGAUACUUUAUAUUUCCCUUUUUGUUUUCAUGCUGUGAAUUUAGUUCCGAAUCCGCUUCACUGUUGAAGCACUGAGCCAGUUGGAUCCCCAAUGUUGUAAGUGGGUGUAAAGUCAGUAUUAAGCCUCCCCUUGUGUUUUAGUCUGUUUAGUUUCAUAGUCAUAUGUCCAAUAGUAGGAAUGACUUGCUUUGUAUAUAUACAUAGUUAUUUUUCUGUGAUAUUUUGCAAUGUUUUCAUUUACUUGGCGCUAUUACGUCAAACCCAAAAUACUUUGCUGGAGCUGCAGGAAAAAAAGCAACAACAAUAUUAUGUAUAGCUUUGAAGAGGAAACAAAUAAAAUCUUACAUUUCAA
Molecule: messenger RNA, 2368 nt
Organism: Hippocampus zosterae (dwarf seahorse)
Lineage: Eukaryota; Metazoa; Chordata; Actinopteri; Syngnathiformes; Syngnathidae
Product: tetraspanin-3-like
Exons: 7
Coding region: 122-883 (253 amino acids)
Biological process (GO): protein localization to plasma membrane; regulation of vascular endothelial growth factor signaling pathway; protein maturation
Cellular component (GO): membrane
Source: RefSeq, a predicted model, not a curated record